GUCGCCAAUCCCCGUUUCAUACCCAUUGCGCUUGCGCGCGUCCAAGGCUACCAGGAAGCAAACACGAAGCAGUUUGACUGUCUACAAUGUGUAGACAGAAAGCUGUAGAAAAUUGAGCCUGGAGCCCUGCGUGUGUGUGAGCCCACAUCAUGGCGUGCUGCCGGCUGUGCUCCAGACUGUGUCCCAGGCUGUGCUCCCGCUCCUCCGCGUACACUCUGGCCCUGGGCUUGGGCUUCGUCACCCUGGGCACCUCUCGCAUCCUGCUGCUCAAGUUCUCUGCCAACACACAGAACAAGUAUGAUUUCCUCCCUGCGUCUGUCAACCUGCUGGCAGAGGGGCUCAAGCUGCUCUUCUGUCUUGGCAUGUCUCUGAGAGUCAUGGUCAGAGACGGCCGUUCAUGUCGAGAGCUGGGCUGCUCCUCGGGCUCUGCCUUCCUGAGUUUCAUGAAGUGGUCCGUCCCUGCCUUCCUUUACUUUCUGGAUAACCUCAUCAUCUUCUACGUCAUGACCUACCUACAGCCUGCCAUGGCAGUGUUGUUCUCCAAUGUUGUUAUCCUGACCACAGCUAUCCUGUUCAGAGUUGUGCUGAAGAGACGCCUGUCCUGGGUGCAGUGGGCCUCCCUGGUCAUCCUCUUCCUGUCCAUUGUCUCCUUGACGACAGGAUCGGGAGGCAGCCAACGGGCCAUAGCGAUGCCGGGCCUCCACCCCAGCCCCCUCUCCCCACCCACCAACAGCUGCCUGCUCUACACACAGCUAGAGGAGCAACGAAGGAACGACAGUAACUCCAGCACAUGGAGCUCAGUGCUGCCGGGACAGGCUGAGGUGUGGCGGGGGAGGCUGAUGGGGACUCUGCGCUCUCUGGGCAUGGGUCACAUCCUCCUGGUGCUCCAGUGUUUUAUCUCCUCCAUGGCCAACAUCUACAACGAGAAGAUCCUCAAGGAGGGAGACCAGCUCCAAGAGAGCAUCUUCAUCCAGAACAGCAAACUGUACAUGUUUGGCAUGCUGUUCAACUGUCUGACUCUGGGUCUAGGGGGCGAGGCGAGGGGUCUAACCGUCCGUUGUGGCCUCCUUUAUGGUCACAACGUCUACUCACUGGGACUGGUGCUGGUCACUGCUGCCCUGGGCCUGUCGGUGGCAUUCAUCCUGAAGUUCAGAGACAACAUGUUCCACGUGCUGACAGGCCAGAUCACUACAGUCCUGGUCACGGCCCUGUCCCUCUUCCUCUUUGACUUCCACCCCUCGCUGGAUUUCUUCCUGCAGGCGCCCGUGGUGCUGCUCGCCAUCUUUGUCUACAACGGCAGCCGGCCCAAAGACCCUGAGUACGCCCUGCAGCGCGAGAAGCUACGCGUCAUUAACGGAGAGGUUCUGCAGAGGUCGCGAGGGGAUGGGGAGGAGCUGGAGAGGCUGACCAAGCCAAACACAGACAGUGAAUCAGAGGAGGAGUCUGUCUAGCCUCCCAUUAUGACUUCACAAUGGCUCAACCCUGUGAUGUUAUCAGUAUGCCUGACUCUGUGACAUCACAAUGGACAAACUGUCAGUCCUGAAUUAUGACUUUGCUAUAACAGAACAGAAUGGACAUGCUAUGUAUUAUGACAUCAGAGCGGCUUGGCCUGUGGUUUUGUUGGCCUACUGUGAUUGUCAUAAGUUAUUGUACAUCAUAGAUGCGAUAAAGAGGUCAAUGGAACUCGACACAAACAUGGAAAUGCCAUGGAAAUGCAUGGGGGAAAAGAUCCUGAGUCUCUUCAUUGCCCCCCAGCAAAAUGAUCCUACAUUUAGGCUAUUGUUUAUAUGUGUAUUCCACACUACGGUAUGUUGAGUAUAAUGCGUGUAUGGAUGUCAACCCCAAUACAUGUUCAUGUCAACACCAAUCAACAUUGCAGUUGGGGCGGCAGUGUAGCCUAGUGGUUAGAGUGUUGGCCUAGUAACCGAAAGGUUACAAGUUCUAAUCCCUGAGCUGACAAGGUCGUUCUGCCCCUGAACAGGCAGUUAACCCACUGUUCCUAGGCCGUCAUUGAAAAGAAGAAUUUGUUCUUAACUGACUUGCCUAGUAAAAUAAAGGUGUAAAAAAAAAAAAAAAAUAAAAAAAAAGACUUUGACUACCAUGACCGAUUUCUAUAUGCUAGCUAUGCUACCAGCUUAUACGAACAGGAGUUAGCAUUUAGCAGUCACUUCUUCUAAGCCUGAAAAUAAACAACUUUUAAAUGUUAUUCUGCGAAAACUGGCAAAUAUAUCAAAAUCCAAUUUUAGUAGCCACAUUGUGGUCCUUGUUCACAAAUAUUCACUUUGUUAGAUCAGACUUGAAUGUGCGCCAAUCCGGCAUCCUUCUUUCCCCCAAGGUUCCAUUGACCUCUUUUACCGCAUCUAUUCAGAAAUGUGCUUGUUUGUGUAUGAAAUAUGAUAUACAAAUAAUAUUGUAAUGGAAGAAAUGCUAAAUAUACAAUUUUGUAUAUGUUGUUGUAUUUAAAAUAAUGCUAUUGCUGUUAUUGACACAGUGGCAAGGGUUACAGCUGUCAGAUGUUGAUAUCUGCCAGUAUGAUCUUAUUAUGUCUUUGUUUUUAUUAUACAUUUGUUUGCAUUAUGUUGGUGGCUGUUAAGAAAUCUACUCAAGGCUGUUGGAUGUUUGGGAGCUAAAUUAGUUUUUCUAAUGGCCAACUACUCAGUUUGUCUUAACGUUAUUAAGUACUCACAAAGACCAUACAGUACUAGCACACUGUGCCAUAUAAUUUACACUUCUAUCAUGUAUUCAAAAAAGCUUCUUGUGAAGUUGUUAUGCAUAACAUAAAAUUAUUGUUAUGCUGUUUGCAUUUAAGGCGAUUUACACCUGGUUCUUUAUAUUACUAUUCAUGACAGUGCAUAAUUACAAUUUCUCAAACAGUCAACAGGUUAUCGAAUGAACAUUAAAAACUACUGCCAAAAAUACCA
This is a messenger RNA of Oncorhynchus gorbuscha (pink salmon), 2921 nucleotides long. It is a transcript of the gene slc35a5, whose product is annotated as solute carrier family 35 member A5. Gene Ontology annotation, cellular component: Golgi membrane. The record is from RefSeq and is a predicted model, not a curated record. Gene Ontology annotation, molecular function: pyrimidine nucleotide-sugar transmembrane transporter activity. Bases 150 to 1451 code for a protein of 433 amino acids. Gene Ontology annotation, biological process: pyrimidine nucleotide-sugar transmembrane transport. NCBI's taxonomy places the organism in Eukaryota, Metazoa, Chordata, Actinopteri, Salmoniformes, Salmonidae. The transcript is spliced from 10 exons.